Sycon ciliatum is the source of this 1023-nucleotide messenger RNA. RefSeq lists its product as uncharacterized. Gene Ontology annotation, biological process: lipid metabolic process. Bases 1 to 1023 code for a protein of 340 amino acids. The transcript has a single exon. NCBI's taxonomy places the organism in Eukaryota, Metazoa, Porifera, Calcarea, Leucosolenida, Sycettidae. The record is from RefSeq and is a predicted model, not a curated record.
AUGAGUUUCAAAGGCUUUCUCUUGCUUCUCAUAGUACUGGCCUUGUUGUCAGAUUCCAGCGACGCAUGGGGCAGGAGGCGCAGGCGUAGCAGCGGCUCGCGGCGGAGGCGCAGUAGUUUAUUCAGGAGAGUCGCCACCAGUAUCACCAGCAUCUUCAAGCCUUCGUCGUCCUGCAAGAUUGGCAGCAAUGACUAUCCGUAUAGCCAGGACUUGGCACGGAAGAUGUUUGUGUACUCCGGUAUUUCCUACUAUGUCAAGGAGCCACCGCUACUAGAAUGGAAGUGCACCGCUUGUCGAGAAAACACUUUGGUGACUAGGUUUGACAUCGUCGCUACACAUACGUACAGUCGCCUGCAUUUGGCUUACUUCGUCGGCUACGAUCCUGCACUAAAAGCUGUGGUGGUGGCCAUCCGCGGCUCGGACGGGCCGAACGUUAUAAACUGGUUCGGAGUCAACUUCCGGAUCGCAAAGGUGCGCCCAAGCCUAUUCCCCGCUGAUUCUGGCAAGGUGCACAAGGGUUUCAACAACGCUUAUAACGCUAUUCGCAAUCAAAUGUGGGCUGCAGUUCUUAGCACGCAAAGAGAAGCAAGGUCCAAAUAUCACGUAACGACACCCAAUCGUGUGUAUGUGACAGGCCACUCCAUGGGAGGAGCCAUAGGAGUGUUAGCUGCACUCGAUCUACGCGUUAACAGAGGCAUGGACGUCAUCAUGAUGAGCUUCGGUGCUCCCAAGGUUGGCGAUGAAUGCUUUGCCGCAUACUACGGUCGUCAUGUGACCAAGAGCAUUAGAGUGGCGCAUUCACUGGACCCCGUCACGCUCCUGCCCCCCACCCCCGUUCUCGGGUAUUACCAUGUCCCACGUUACCAUAACGACAGAUCGUCGCGUUUCAAUCACUUGGCGUAUGUGGGCUAUAAGCUCAGUGCGCUGUACAACAAGCGUCGCAAGCGUCGUCACGUGAUCAUUACCGACCUCACUCCACACCUGAACAAGCACAACAAGUACACGCAUUAUUACAUGAAAUGA